GGCGUGUCUAAUGAUAUAAAAUGGGUCUGAAAGCUGCAUCCAACUACACACAUACAGCUAACAAACAGCAGGCGAUCCCACUUUGACUGCAGACAUAGGAUUACCUUCUGAUGAACAUGUAUCUAAGACUUGUUCUUGUUCUACUCACUGGAAGUGCCUGUCUAAUGAGGAAUGCCAUUGGUUUAUCACAUAAUACCUUCAUUUUUUCUGUUGAGUCUUCGACUGACUAUGUGAUGCUUACACCUGAGAAGGAGAUGAAGUUUGAUGCAUUUACACUUUGUUUGAGAGCUUUUACUGAUCUUACAAGAGCAUAUUCUCUUUUCUCCUAUGCAUCAUAUACUAAAGACAAUGAUUUUCUUCUUUAUGCAUUAUCCAAAGAAAUGUACUCAAUUUACGUAGGAGGAAGUCAUGUUACUUUCAAAGCCAACAGCGUUCAGCAAACAUGGAACCAUAUUUGUGCCACCUGGGACUCAAACACAGGGCUUUCAGGGUUGUGGAUGAAUGGGGUGAGAUCAGUUAGAAAAAUGUUGGCAAAAGGAUACACCAUAAGAUCAGGAGGUGUAAUAGUACUUGGGCAAGAGCAAGACAGACCUGGUGGGGGCUUUGAUGCUGCUCAGUCAUUUGUGGGAGAAUUAAACAGUGUGAACCUCUGGGAUUAUGUGUUGUCACCUCAAGAAAUCCAUGAUGCAAGCGAGAUGAUGUACAGAGCUGCUGGCAAUGUAAUUGACUGGAGCACAGUAAAACUCAACAUGACUGAAAAUGUUGCAGUAGUUAAAGACUCAGACACUUGCAAAAUCAAUGUGGUUGGUUAAAUAAUCAAGAAUGUAAAAAUAAAUCAAAGGAAAUGUAUUUAGUGAAAAUUUUCUGAAAGGAAAUAUAUAUAUUAGGAAAUAGUCAGCUAUGUUUUAGCUACUACAUGCUCUUUCAAAUGAAUUCAGUAUAUAUAUCUGUCUUCUGUAUAAAACAUUUAGUGGUAUUUUAUGGCCAAACCAAUCUCUGUUACUAAAUUUUGAAUUUUAAGUUUUUGUUAUGAGUUUUCAACUUGAUAACCCCUCCCCCAAAACUGUGCAUUCCAAUGCAUCAGAAUUGCAAAAAUGCGUGUAAAGAAUGUGCAUUUACAGGUAUCAUUCUUCACUAUAUAAUUGUGAGUAAAGAAGUCAUUUUGGCAUCCUGGUAUUUUUUUCUAAUAUGACCUUCAUAAAUUACUUUCCCUACCAUUUCUGUUGAAAUAAGAACUAUGUGGCUCUGCAGACCACAUGAUAUAGUCUGACUAAAGCCCUGCUGAGCUGAAACAUUGUCCCUUUAUUAUGGAAUCUACCCCUUUAUGGAUACAUCACAGUAUUGUGUUUGCUGGUGCCUCUGCUCUUUCAUUUUGCUCUGUUUGGUCCAAGUCAAGUGUGACUGCCACCACUAGAUCCCUUUCCUGCAAUGUUACAUCAGUUACACUCAUUCCAGAUGAUAAUUCAAAUGAGAGAUAUUAUGGCCUAAAUGCACCUAACCUCACCUGUGACCUCCCUGCCCACUUAUCUCACCUUUUCAAAUCCUUUACUUGACUCCUCCCCCCAUCUUCCACUGAUGCACUUAUUUUUGGUCAUCAACAAAGAUGGUUGAUCCUGUUCACUCUCCUGUCAGAUAUGUCUGAGACAGACAGGCACACUAAAGGGUAUUUGACCCAGAACAGAUCCUUGUUGUAUUUUUAGAGUCACUCUACCACUUCCUGUCAUUAUUCUUGUCAGCACAGUCCUUUGUCUCCUACCAUUCAACAAUGUACUUAGUCACUCUCUCCAUGUCCUAUCUGCAACCUUCCCUGCCUUCCUAUCAGUCUCCUCUGUGGAAUCGCUUCAAUCCUUGAACAAUUCUCAGUAGACUUUAUCUACUGUUAUUCUCCUUUCAAGUUCACCUGCAAUCUAGUCAUAAAACUGGUUCACAUUGAUUGACAGCUACUUCUGGCCAUAAAGUCAUGUUUUUGUUGUCAUGGAGAAUGCUGACAUCCAGAAAUGCUACCUAUUACCAGCCUUCUUCUCAUGAGUCUUUCCAUGACCUUCCCCUGACACUGUUGUUAAAUUCACAGCCCUGUAAGUCCACGGAUUUUUCAUCUCUUUCCCUUGAAUAAAGGUAGCCACUUGAUGUCUUCCAGUCUUUUCUUACUUUUGUAAUAGCCUAGCAUUUGUUGAAGAUCUCUGUCACAGGGUCUUCUGACAUACUAACCAGAUUUCUGAGGAAUCUGGGAGGCAGUUCAUCUACUUCUGCUUUAUCUUCACUAAAUAAUUUUUCUUCUGAAUGUCCUCCCUGUCUAUGCUAGUAUGUGUCCAUUGUUCUUUAAAUUUUAGUCUGCCACAUUCCCAACAUGGCACCCUCCCACUAAGGAGUGGAGCAAAAUAUUAAUUUAGCACCUUUGCUUUUUCCCAUUGUUUUGUGAUGUCCUUCCAGUCUUUCUUCAACACGAUCAGUUUUGUCCCUCUCUACAUGCUUUCUGAUAGAUACCUAGAUAAGUCCUUGUUUUCACUUCCUGGCCCCUGCUGCUAACUACUUUCAAAUUUAACCUUUGUUGCCCUCAGUAUGUUUGUUGACCUGUUUUGUCUUCUUGUACUGUGCUUCCUUCACCUCCCCACCUCCCCUUCCAUCUCUUGAAGGUUUUUUCUUUUAGCCUAAUUGUUAGCUAUAUAUUGUAUAUAGCCAAGUUGGUCUACUACUCUUUUUGUCUUUUUGCCUCUUCGUCACACUCUUAUUUGUAGCUCAGGGCACUCAACGCUUGACACAUUCCCAUAACUUGUUUACUCUGUCAUUUUGCUACCAGUCUGCUAACUCAUCCCCGAUCUCCUCACUCAACACAAAAUAAUCUAUACUUCAAAUAUCCUACACCAUUAUUUUUAUAUAUAUGGUCAUUCUCCUUAAUCUAAGACAUUUAUGCACAAGAUCACUAUUGCUAACAUGGGCUUAAUCUGGCCAUACAUAAUAGCCUUUGCAGUGGGUAGGAGAAUGUUCAGAAUUCUUUCCUUUCUGUUACAGCCCUACAACUUUUGGCUAAAUAUUUUCAUGUGAAAGACCUCUAUUAGCUCCCUCUCCACCACCAUUGAGCUCAGAAUCCUCCAGUCUAUUUGUGCCAGAUUCAGUUGUUAUUGUUUACUAAACACUUCCUCUUACCCUACUACCUUGUUUUCUUCCUCAGUCUCCCCCAUUGCAUCUGAUAGAUAGUAUACUAUAUCCAUCCACAUCUCCGCCACAUUCUUCUACCUUAACUGGCAGGACACCUAACGUAGCUUCUAACUCAUGCUGCAUCUAGGCACAUUCCUUUUCUGAUGUUGCUUUUCCUCUUUAGCCUCACAGCCGAUACCCUCCUUUAUGUAGAGAGAUACACUUCCCUCAUGUCUCCCUUCUAUCUCAUAUGUGAACAGUCUACACCAGGUUCUUAAAUUGAAAUAGCAUAAGAGUCUAAUGAGUUUGAGUAGACUUAACCAAAGACCAUUAGUAAGCAAUAAAAGCAUUAUCACAUGAUUUAUCUGUUACAUUUAACCAACACUCAGAUGACAGCAGAGGUUAGUCACUUAUAUCCACAAACUGCUGCCCAAAUAGCAAUUGUAAAAAAUGGUAUCAUCAGUGUAUACUUCAGAAGUCUGUUUGUCAUUAGUGUCAUCAUUCGUUAAAAAACAGAGGUCAGUCACUUUCAUCUAUACACUGCCCUGUACUAACUAUAUAUAUAUAUAUAUAUAUAUAUAUAUAUAUAUAUAUAUAUAUAUAUAUAUAUAUACAUAUAUAUAUAUAUAUAUAUAUAGUCUUUGUACACUUGAGAUGCCUGAUUCUGAUAAUCCUAGAAAAUAAUGAUUACAGUAAUGCAUUUCAGCUUGCUUCCCCAAAACACACAUUCACAUAGUUAAUUGCACCCACCGAUUAUAGCCAUUUUAUUGCUCUUGUAAUCUUUAGAUGUCUGAUUAUAAUCAAAUAUAAUGAUGUCAAUAAUACACUCUAACUUUCCUGCAUACAAAGACACAACAGUUCUGUCAAGCCAGAUCAAUUAAGUAUCAAACAACAACAAAGGUAAGUCCCUUUUAUCCACAGACUGCAUUGUACCCCAGUUAUAGUAUAACUACUUUAUUAUCUGUGCACAAUUCAGAUGUCUGAUUUUUUUAAAAUAAAAUAGUAAUAAUGGAUACCAUGAUGUACUUAAGCCUCAUUGCAAUAUGAUAUCUUAUGAGCAUAUAAAACAUAUUAAGCAAGUUCUGGGUUAUUAUUAAGGACAGUGUCUCUUCCAAAGAAAGCAGAACAUUUAUGUAAUUAACACAUUUUUCUUCAAAAGUCCUGGGACAUGAGUUAUGGUUUUAGUAGCCUUUUAAGAAAUGGAGACCAACAUGGUACUCAUUUAUAGGCACCUGCAAGAUAUAAACAGCAGUUAAAUAAUAGUUAAACAGCUUUUAAUGCUGUGUAUAAGAUAAAACCAGAGGUCCACCUCUGCUCAGUUUCAUGUGUCCAUUCAAAUGUUUUACCCUUUGUAUUAAGUACUAAAAAAUAUUUUUGCAAUUAACCCAGCAAAUGAAAAGCAUUAGAACAACCCCCCCCCCCCCAACAAACUGUUAACAAGCUGCACUGGUUACUGGGCUCUGCCUACAAUGGCAAACAAUGAUAAACACAUAAACUUAUUUACAAUUACUUAAUUAGGUUCAUUUGAGAGCAGCGGUAACAUGAAUAUAAAUAGUCAUGGUCAGUAGGACAACACAAUAGAUGGUAGACAAUGAGCAUUGGCAACCAGCACCAAUUUCCUCAAUGUGCCAUUUGCAGCUCAGCCUUAAAAUAAAUUUCUUGGUGCAUUCCACAUCUAGAAAUUGUGCUGUACCAACCAUGUCAUACAAGAGGUGUCAAUCCAGGUUUGCCCAGUCCUGGAUUUAUAAGCAGCCCACAUCAAAAUAACUGGACAAAUGGAUAGAAAGAGCAUGAAAUUGCUGCAUCUUAUUAUUACUGUUACUAAAAGCUGCCAGUACACUGUCAGGUAGUGGGCACUGAGCCAUAGUGAACUUUGCUGUUUCUGUUUUUGAGUACUUCCAGUUCCCCAACUUUGUUUCUGCUUUUGAAUACUUCCACUUCUCAAAAUAAUAAAAAAGAACAACUCCACUGACAUGUCAUUGUUGCUGAUGUUAGGUAGAGCUUGUGGGUAGGCUGGAUUGCCAUACCAUGGCAAUAUCAUACUGCAGAGAUUAAAUAACAAUGUCUGGUGGCAUUUGGCAGAUGGGCAAAGAUUUUAAAACCCAUGGCCUAUGCCUGGGUAUGUUUUGGACUUACCCUCUUAUUACUGGCAUGUAAUUCUGUGGCAUCAGCAAUACUAACCCUUUCCUCAUGCUUCAGAGAAUGCAGUUUUUAUAUGAAAAGUUAUUCACCUCACUAGAGAAGACAACUGCAGUCAUUUUUGCAAUCCACGUUUGCCUAUCCUGCUCUUUUAGAAAAUAAAGCUUUUUAAAAUGUC
Protopterus annectens (West African lungfish) is the source of this 5452-nucleotide messenger RNA. Its product is annotated as serum amyloid P-component-like. The transcript has 3 exons. NCBI's taxonomy places the organism in Eukaryota, Metazoa, Chordata, Ceratodontiformes, Protopteridae. The record is from RefSeq and is a predicted model, not a curated record. Bases 111 to 812 code for a protein of 233 amino acids.